Molecule: messenger RNA, 1155 nt
Organism: Salvelinus namaycush (lake trout)
Lineage: Eukaryota; Metazoa; Chordata; Actinopteri; Salmoniformes; Salmonidae
Gene: ajap1
Product: adherens junctions associated protein 1
Exons: 4
Coding region: 1-1155 (384 amino acids)
Cellular component (GO): plasma membrane; cell-cell contact zone; cytoplasmic side of plasma membrane
Molecular function (GO): beta-catenin binding
Source: RefSeq, a predicted model, not a curated record
AUGUCUGCUCUACGGCCGGGGAGCUGUCUAGGGCGUCAGGUGUGGAUCCUCCUGGCCAUGACCCACCUCACCCUGGAUUUCUCCCUGUGUAGCCCCCUCAGUCAGGGCCUGGGGAUCAAGCUCAUCCCCAAACCUGUGCCUCGCCCCCGGCCCCACUCGGCGCCCCUCUGGGAUACUCCCAACAUUCUCCAUUGGAGGACUGUGAGCACUCUGGCGCACCGGCUCCUCAACCCCGUUCCACUGCCAGACAGCAGGGGAGGGCCAGUGCUAAAGGUCAGGGGUCAAAAGUACAGGAGACUGGCACACAAAGGACAGCCAUGUAAGGAGUGCCGAUGGAAAUACACAUCGACCGAGGCAUGGGAUUCGGCAGCAGCGGUAGGUCUCCCCAGGGGGAGCAAAACAGACGUGGUGAGGUUGUUACGGAGGGCUCGGAGACAGCUGAAAUGGGACGCCGACGACAAAUCUCAGGAUGGCAGGACCACGACGGUGGCCGGAUAUAUCGACUGGGGACCCACAGGGACGGAGGACAACUUUGACGAUGGUGAGGGGAAAACGGCGGCCAACUCCACGCUGUCCACCAAGGCCUUGACCACUACCGUGGCCACCACCACCACUACCACCACCACCAAGAGCCCCCAGAGGACGUUCGCGGUGGUGACCACCCCACACCCUAGGAGGCUGAGCACCACCAAGGCCAGCGUCAGUUUAGGGGAGACUGUCAAACCACCAAAGCCAUAUGGAGACACACCAGGUCUGGCAGUUCACCAGAUUAUUACAAUCACUGUGUCUCUCAUUAUGGUCAUCGCAGCCUUGAUAACUACGCUUGUCCUUAAAAACUGCUGUGUACAGUCGGGGAAUGGCCGUCACAGUAGCCAUCAGCGGAAGAUCCACCAGCAGGAGGAGAGCUGUCAGAACCUGACCGACUUCACCCCUGCCCGCGUGCCCAAUAAAGUGGACAUCUUCACCGCCUACAACGACAGCCUGCAGUGCUCGCACGAGUGUGUGCGCACCGCCGUGCCCGUCUACACAGACGAGAUGAUCCAGCAGACCCCUAUAUACAAGACCACCUAUAACGGAAAUAGACCUUCUCCCACUGAAAGGCAGCUGAUUCCUGUGGCCUUUGUGUCAGAGAAGUGGUUCGAGAUCUCCUGCUGA